Lytechinus variegatus (green sea urchin) is the source of this 3267-nucleotide messenger RNA. RefSeq lists its product as uncharacterized. The coding region runs from base 547 to 1956 and encodes 469 amino acids. The transcript is spliced from 3 exons. NCBI's taxonomy places the organism in Eukaryota, Metazoa, Echinodermata, Echinoidea, Temnopleuroida, Toxopneustidae. The record is from RefSeq and is a predicted model, not a curated record.
AACCCUGAAGUUUGGGGAUUGUGUGACGGAAUGCGACUCCGCAAAUCCUUUGUUGUGGUCUAGCUCCGCGCCUUUUUCCUUGGUUUGUCAAUUGAAACCUUCGUGCAACACUGAGUUCUAUUCUGAAAGCGAAGGAGAGUGAGAACGAGAAUAAUUGAAAAGAAGAGAACCACCAAACAGUGAAGAAAAAGAACGACAGCUCGAUGGUGGGUGUACGGAACACUAGCUCGAUGGUGUGUAGCCUGAUCUAUUCACCGAUAUCUCCAUAAAACGUGCACAACUAAAUAUGACGAAGAAUAUCAUUCUCUUGGUAUAUUUGCGGUCUCUGGUGUCAUUGCUGACUAUAUUUGAGUAAUAUAUACAUGCCGUCUAAACUCAAAUACUACAAGCAGUUUGGGUCUACGUAGUACAUAUAUUUCUGACGAUGUGGAUAUACCGGAGUUUAUGAAGUUCCAUGGCGCUACGCCCAUCACAUAGUGCUUCCGGAUGGCGAGACAACCCAAUCUUAGACCAGAAUUCUGCAGAUCGUAAAGGAUAAUUACCAUCAUGGCUGAUAACGUAAAAACGGAUCAAUGGCGGUGGAAGAAUAGCAGUGAACAUGAUCACUCUCGGCGUGACGAAAUUCGUCAUCAUGGCGAAAACCAAGACAACUCCGUCGUUCUUCGCAAGAAGAAUCGUGAUCAACGACGUCGACAAGAGAAGAUGAAGAAAAGAUGGAGCGUUCGACCGGAUGUCAACCUCACAUUGGUCCCUCAAGGAAUGCAAUGUAAGAUCAUCACCGCUGUCGUCUUCAUAUUCUUUGGUUUAUUCUUGACAGCAGCAGGGGUCGUGAUCGUGAUCAUCUUGAAGAAUAUAUCCCAUGUUGUCUGGAGUUUAGGCAUUGGAAUGCUUGUCUUAGGGGUAGUAAUACUUGUGGUUGGACUGUUUUAUAUGUUGUUCAAGUGUUGCUUUAGGACUUCAACCAGGUACAAGCAAUACAAGGCGCAGUUCAAAUCCGAUGGAAAGUACCAGAUGAGCGACGUGUCCGAACAAUCACCUGAGAUUAAAAGAUCUCCUGUUAAGUCUAGUAUGCAAUAUACGCAUCAAGGAACUUCUUCCAACCAUCAAAGUCAUAUGGGUGAUCAACCAUCGGAUGCAACAACCAGGACUUAUGUAACUGCUACUGAAAACACUCCUUCUUCCAUGCCGAAUUCAUCGACACGACCUCUGUCAACACCACAAUGGAUUACACCAGGGGGUUAUCGUCCGAUGAUGGUCAACGAUCUCUCUGAAUUCACAAUGGAUAUGCAGACGGCAGACGAAGACCACUUCGGUGAUAACGGUCAUGGCCAGGGCAUACCACCCCAAGAGUCCCGUCGGGAGGAUACCCUCAGCGGGGACUUUGCCAAACUAGAAGAUGCUUUGCGUGAACUGAUUAUUAAAAAAUCAAGGGGUGGCGAGACGGAGCAUCUAAUGAGAGGACCCAUAGAUACGUCGACACCUGUUAACCCAAAGGCACAGACACACCACAGAGUCCAUAGAGUACCAAUCAACCUAGAAGGAGACCCUACAGGACACAUGCCCCUAGAGGUGGGGGACCAGGGGGUACAUAGCGUACCCAUUAUGAUUGAAGGUGAUCCUGGCGUACACGGUUUACCCAUGGAGGAAGGAGACCAGGGGGUACAUCGGGUACCUAUCAACGUUCAAGGAGACUAUGGAGCAAAUAGGUCACAUGCAGGGAUAGGGGACCAUGGAGUACACACUGUACCCAUCAUGGUUGAAGGGGACCACGGGGUGCACAGAUUAGAGGUAGACGGAUCUGGCCAGGGGGUACAUAGGGUGCCUAUUAUCGUUGAAGGGGAACCUCGUGCUACCACGCCCACCCCUAUCCCACCUUCUUACGAUCAGGUUUUAAGAAACUACCGUACCUACUCUCGCUCUGCAUCGCCAACUAGGAUAAUGGAAUCGGAUGUUUGAAUGGUUACUCAUACAGAUAGACAAGAACAUGAGAAAAUUGUUUCCGAAAACACCUCUGAAACCGGAUGGCAGGGAAAGAGGAUGGAAGAUUCAGACGAGAAUCAAUCUAAGCGUGCUCAGUCUUAAGGAAGUGUACUGAGCAUGAAUUUUUACCAGAUAAAACGUCCUCUCUGUUCCUUAUUUUCACGACGUAAGCAUUAUCUGCUAUCUUAAACAAUUCAGGAGCAUAACAACUAUUUCAGAAUAUAUUUUAUAAGCGUUUGAAGUUCUAAUUUGAAAAGGGUACCAUUGAUUUACAUGUAAUGUGGCUAGUGUUUUGAUAUAAGAAGAUUACCACUUAAAAAUGCUCUUUGCAUUUGGCUUGCUUUGUUUGUUUCAAAUUUGAAUGAUAACCAUUAAUAUGGUCAGAGCAGAAAUCCAGGUAAAUCGACUAUGCAAUAGAUCUAACUAUGACUCAAUGGGCUAAAAUGUUUUCCCCAUUUUCCUUUUUGCAUAUACGGCAAAUGAACCUGAAUAGAGAAGUCGACUGAUGUAUAAUGAUUUUUUAAAUUCAAAAUGCUUGAUUUCUAUUCAACGACAAAAUAAGAAAAAGGCAAUGUUUUUUUUUACUAAGCAACAAUAUACUGCCGAAUAAAUGUUAUUGUUUUCAUUAUUACUAUCAUUAUUAUUAUUACUCUUAUUAAUAUUAUGAUUAUUAUUACUGUUAUUAUUAUUAUCAUCAUUAUUAUUAUUUAACUCGGAAGAAUAGUGAAAACCAUAAUCAAUAAUAUUGUUAGGUUGGCUUGAUAUUUGAUAUUGUAUUCUGUAUAACGUUUCUACUGGAAAUUAGGAAGACUGUUCGCACUAGUUAAUGUCCAAAGAAAAAAAAUUGUAUCCUUACUCUCUUGAUGUUGAUCAAGAGGCAUUUGAAUCGUUUUUAUCUUUGUUUUUUUGCUGUUUUUAUCAAACUGAUUUGGUGUUCUUUAAGUUAUUUAAUAUCCAAAGUUGACUUGCCACUUUUUUAAAUAUUUUAAAACAACUUUUAUUUCGUGCUAUGUUCAUGUUUGGUGUUUUAUAUUGGUUAUGUUGGUUGGUUCUACACUGGUCUGCGAAAGAACUGUAUCAUAGUAAUUUCUUAUUAUAUUCAUUACUUGAAAUGUGUUAAUUGCCAGAUAUUUUUUAAUAUAACAAAGAAAUAAUGGACCAAUAUUACGUUCUUUGGGAAGAUCACAUCUAGUUCCACGUGGACAUUAAAUUGGUACCAAAUAGGAAAUGGUAUAUACUGUACAAUCCUUAUGUGCGCUUUAUGCAAUAUAAGUGUAAUAAGUGUAA